Molecule: messenger RNA, 2053 nt
Organism: Rhinichthys klamathensis goyatoka
Lineage: Eukaryota; Metazoa; Chordata; Actinopteri; Cypriniformes; Leuciscidae
Product: phosphatidylinositol N-acetylglucosaminyltransferase subunit A-like
Exons: 7
Coding region: 190-1635 (481 amino acids)
Biological process (GO): GPI anchor biosynthetic process
Cellular component (GO): glycosylphosphatidylinositol-N-acetylglucosaminyltransferase (GPI-GnT) complex
Molecular function (GO): phosphatidylinositol N-acetylglucosaminyltransferase activity
Source: RefSeq, a predicted model, not a curated record
UAUUUUAUUCCAGGGAAACACAAUUGAAACCUUUUCAUUUUUUAUGAAUUAACGAUGGAUUUAAAACGUGAUAAAGAUGUAACAAGAUCGAGCACACAUCUUAAAUCAGUCUUUGUUCAUUUGUUCAGGAUUCAGUUUCAUUUUUUAUCAGCCAGUGAUUGACUGGAGCACUGAGGAUUUCACAACACCAUGGGCAACAGGAGGAGAGGUCACUCUCAUGCACCUAAAACACCACCUCUAUCCCUGGACACACACUCCUCUGAUCAUGAGCCGGGCGUGAAGCACAGGAUAUGUAUGGUGUCAGACUUCUUCUACCCAAACAUGGGUGGUGUGGAGAGUCACAUCUACCAGCUCUCACAGUGCCUCAUAGAGAAGGGCCAUAAGGUUGUGAUAGCAACGCAUGCGUAUGGAGACCGCCGUGGGAUUCGCUACCUGACCAACGGACUGAAGGUGUAUUACCUACCACUCCAGGUCAUGUAUAAUCAGUCCACAGCCACCACCUGCUUUCACAGUUUGCCGCUACUCCGAUGUGUGUUUGUGCGUGAGCGCAUCACAAUCGUGCACGCCCACAGCUCCUUCUCUGCGAUGGCCCAUGAUGCUCUGUUUCACGCAAAGACUAUGGGGCUGAACACUGUAUUCACAGACCACUCUCUCUUUGGAUUCGCGGACCUGAGCUCUGUACUGACCAAUAAGCUGCUGACUGUCUCUCUGUGUGACACGAAUCACAUCGUGUGUGUGUCGUACACUAGUAAAGAGAACACUGUACUGCGGGCCACCCUGGACCCUGAGAUUGUCUCUGUCAUCCCUAAUGCUGUUGACCCCACUGACUUCACCCCUGACCCCUGUCGUCGUGACAACAGCAAGAUCACCAUUGUGGUCAUCAGUCGACUGGUUUACAGGAAAGGGAUUGAUUUACUAAGUGGAAUCAUUCCUGAACUGUGUGGAAAGCAUCUAGAUCUCUGCUUUCUGAUUGGUGGAGAAGGACCCAAAAGAAUCGUAUUGGAAGAGGUUCGAGAGAAAUAUCAGCUUCAUGACAGGGUUCGUCUGCUGGGAGCUCUGGAUCAUAAGGAUGUGAGGGAUGUUCUUGUUCAAGGUCAUGUCUUUCUCAAUACUUCUCUCACUGAGGCCUUCUGUAUGGCCAUAGUGGAGGGAGCCAGCUGUGGUUUGCAAGUGGUGAGCACUCGUGUUGGAGGUAUACCUGAAGUCCUGCCUGAUGAGUUGGUGACUCUGUGUGAACCAUCAGUUCAGUCACUUUGCGAUGGCUUGGAAACUGUAAUUGCAAGAAUACGCACAGGAAAUGAGGCGUCUCCUGCCGCCAUCCACCGCAAGGUCCGAACCCUGUACACUUGGAGAAAUGUUGCAGAGCGCACAGAAAAGGUGUACAAUCGGGUGUGCAGGGAGCCCGUUUUGCCAUUGUCUGCGCGACUGCAGAGACUGCGCUCUCACUGUGGUGCCGUGGCAGGCUCCAUUUUCUCCUUUGUUGCUGUUAUUACCUUCCUCUUCCUGCUUUUCCUGCAGUGGCUCCGCCCAGAUCAUCUAAUUGAUGUUGCUGUAGACUCAUCAGGCCCCCACAGCCGCUUGGGGCAGCACGUUAGUAAGAAAACAAGUAAAACACCAAACCCGGCUGUGUCCUGAGUGACUAAUGAUCUAACAUGACUUUACAAGGUUAUUUUGGAGGGGACGGAUGUAGGUAAUGAACUGAAUUGUAGUACCAAUGUACUACGGUACAUCAAAACAUGUACUGACUGUACCCGUUUACAUUCCUGUAUAAAACUGUGACCUCAGGUGUAGAGAAAGCUUUUAAGAGCUAUCCUCAGCCAAUCCCAGAGCCCAGCGCCUGCUUUUGCACAAUGAACCCCCAUCAGAUAAUAAUCUAAGCUUGCUGAAAUGGUUGCACAAACACCUUUAAAAAUCUGGAUUCAAGAUAAAUAAAUGACAAACAGGGGCAGCUUUUUCUGUAUCACCUUUACAUUCAUCUCACAGCAUAUCUGUAUGCUUGAGGUGUGAGUUCAAACUGGUAUAUAUGAACUGAACUAAAAUGUUUAAUGAGAAA